Molecule: messenger RNA, 1317 nt
Organism: Exophiala spinifera
Lineage: Eukaryota; Fungi; Ascomycota; Eurotiomycetes; Chaetothyriales; Herpotrichiellaceae
Exons: 4
Coding region: 1-1317 (438 amino acids)
Biological process (GO): proteolysis
Molecular function (GO): aspartic-type endopeptidase activity
Source: RefSeq, a predicted model, not a curated record
AUGUUCUGUUUUGGCUACAAAAUGCGUUGCAUUGCGAUCUUCCUAUUCUUCUUCCUGCCCUUACUACCGGUGCUGGCUUCUCCCCUGGAAAACCGCGGUAUUGAACUAGUUCCUGCUUACCGCAACCCAACCUACCGCCCCAAUGCCACCAAAGCGCUCCUUCAUGCCUACCACAGAUAUGGUAUCAAAUCCUUGAUAGGGCCGUAUCAUCGAAAUGAGAACAAUGUCUUAGUCGAGCGACACAAUGACGGGGCCUCUACUGCAGUGUUCGCAGACGACUACAUGAAUGACUUGUUCUAUACUUGUCCAGUACUCAUCGGCACUCCACCGCAGGUUCUUACUAUGAACUUCGAUACUGGCUCUGCAGAUACCUGGGUACGGUCAACAGCUCUUUCUGAACGUUGGCAGAGCAACAAUGCCACGGUGUUUGAUCCUGCACGCUCUUCCAGCUUUCAAAACAUGUCUGAAAGUACCUUUUUCGUCUCAUACGGCGACUCUUCAUGGGUCAAUGGAAAAGUUGGGACAGACAUUUUGAGGAUAGGAAACAUUGCAAUAGAAAAUCAGGCCAUCGAACUGGCAACUGCUUUAGCAUCUGUAUUCAAGACCAUGCCGACCAUGCAGGGGUUCCUGGGUCUAUCAUUCAGCACGCUCAACAAAGCCAAACCCCAUCCAGUGUUGACUCCUGUCGAGAACAUGGCGCUUCAACAGGACAUUCCUGCCGACCACCAACUCUUCACAGCGUAUUUGGGAUCAUACAAGGAUGCGAAGGAUCCUGACAUGGGUCGAUCCUUCUAUACCUUCGGUGGCAUCAACCAAGCUCUCGUUCCACCAGGAGAAGAACCACGGUAUACCAGUGUCAACGACACCGGUGGACGUUGGAAAAUUAGCUCCCCGUCUGUUGUCGUAAAUGGGCAAGCAGUUGACCUUCCACACAAUGAAGCUCUCGUGGACACCGGCACUACCCUGAUAUUUGUCACAGAGGAGGUCUGCAGAGUAUUCUAUGCGCAAAUCCCAGGCGCUCUCUUCUCAGAAGCUGAUGGUCAAUGGAUUUUCCCAACCGAAACCCCUAUCGAUCUUUUGCCCACUUUCUCGGUUGCCGUGGGAGAUUCUCAGGUGGUCAUCAACAAGGAGCACUUUCCUUUCGCCCCAAGCGGACAAGAGAACAUGACUGUGGGAGCAAUUCAGUCCCGGAUUGGAUUGUCCUUUGAUAUCUUAGGGAUUCCUUUUCUUCAGAGUGUCUACGCUAUCUUUGACGUAGGUCGGCGACGAUUUGGAGUGGUCAAUCGUUUUGAUCCUACACCUAAUGGGCCUGCGUGA